This is a messenger RNA of Trichoderma atroviride IMI 206040, 4516 nucleotides long. The record is from RefSeq and is a predicted model, not a curated record. NCBI's taxonomy places the organism in Eukaryota, Fungi, Ascomycota, Sordariomycetes, Hypocreales, Hypocreaceae.
CCAGCAAUCCUUCAACCCCAUUUAGGUCCAACUAACGCGCUUAAAAGCAGCUCAUCCCCAUGUCCUCCAUCCCGCCUUUGUUUUUCUUCAUCUUCACCUCCAUCCUUUUGAAUCCAAGUGAAAAAAAAAAAAUUUGUUCUUGCCCCGUCAUGAAUACAUCUUCCACCCCCCUCUGCGCUCCCACCGCAGACGCUGCCUUUGGCCCUGUCGUCGACGCCGCCUGUCGCGAUGGCUUCGACUUGACCCUCGUCUUUGAGCAGUCCGUCUUUGUGCUUCUGCCCGCUGCGAUGCUCGUCCUCAUGGCGCCGCUGCGACUUGUUCAGCUGCGCAAGUCGCCGGUCAAAGUGGCUGGCUAUGCGUCGCGCAUGAUCAAGCUGUCCGUCACGGGCUGCCUCGCUACUCUGCAGCUGGUCCUCAUCGCGCUCUGGGCAACUCACCAUGGACCGGCCCGUCUCAACAGCGUGUCCGUUGCCGCGGCAAGUAUCUCCUUCAUCUCCAGCCUCGUGGCCUGCGCCCUCUCGUAUUAUGAACAUGCCAGAUCCCUCCACCCCUCGUCGCUCUUGAAUCUCUUCCUGCUCGCGUCUCUGCUGCUUGAUGCUGCUGUCCUGCGCACCGUGUGGAUCGCCCUCUCUGCGACGGCCAUCCAGGCUGUUCUCACAGCGUCUUUUGCGCUCAAGACGGCACUCCUGGUGCUCGAGGCGCGAGAAAAGGCGAGCCACGUUGUUGGCCGGCCGACGCUCGCUCCGGAAGAGACGUCCGGGCUGUACAGCCGGGCCGUCUUCGCGUGGGUCGCUCCACUCCUCCGGACGGGCUUCCGGCGUCUGCUGCGGCCGGCGGACUUGUUCCCGCUGGACGAGGCGAUGAGCGUCUCGAGCUUGAGCGAGAGGUUUUGGUGGCACUGGCGCAAAGCAUCUCCCUCAACCCAGGCGAGCAAGCAUCGUCUCGUUUUAUGCUGCAUCGCUACCCUGCGCUCUGCUCUCUUCGCCGUCCUUGUCCCACGCCUUGCCCUGCUCGCUUUUACCAUCUGCCAGCCCCUGGUCCUGACCCGCUUCCUCGGCUUUCUCAACGACGAGUCGCAGUCUGUCAAGAUUGGCUACGGGCUCGUUGGCGCCUAUGGGCUCGUGUACACGGGCAUUGCGGCCACGCAGGCUCUUUACUGGCAUCAAAACGGCCGGUGCGUGACGAUGCUCCGAGGGAUCCUCGUUUCGGCCGUGUUUUCCAAGGUCACGCAAGUGAGCGUCGUUGCGAUUGACGAUUCUGCUGCCUUGACUCUCAUGUCUUCUGAUGUCGAUGUCAUUGUCCGUGCUAUGAGAGAGAUUCACGAAUUCUGGGCCAAUAUCAUCCAAAUUGCCAUUGCGACGUGGCUCUUGAGCCAACAGAUUGGAUAUGCGGCAGCGGGGCCUAUCAUCGUAUCUGCCAUCUCGUUGGUAGCGACUAUGCUUGUUUCGCCUCUUGCCAAAAAGUAUCGCGUUGGGUGGCUCGAAAUGACUCAAAAGCGAGUUGGCAUCACUUCUGCCAUGAUUGGCCACAUCAAGAGCAUCAAAAUGUCCGGCCUCUCCAAGCAUCUAUCCGACACCAUUGCCGCUCUUCGCGUCCAAGAAAUCGCCGCAUCCAAGCCCUUUAGAGUAGUUGGGGCUGUGACAUCUUCGGUUGCGCAAGUGCCGCUGCUCUUAUCCCCAGUCCUUGCCUUUGCCAUGUUCCAGGGCGUUACAGCAGCAACAGGCCAAGUACUCGACCCGACGAGGAUGUUUGCUGCGCUGUCGCUUAUUACGCUAUCCGCACAGCCUCUGUUUUGGAUUUUUGAGGUGAUUCUUAAUCUGAGUGCCGCUUUUGGUGCUUUUGAUCGCAUUCAAAGCUUCUUGGUCAAGUCUACCCGCGAUGAGUAUCGGAUGAUGGAAGUGGCCAAUAUUGCCAACUCAGCUGCGGGAGUUGCCGUUAUUGACGUUGAGGAUGCUACAUUUGACUGGUCGCAAGAUCGAUCUGUUCUGAGCAACGUCACCUUUUCUCUUAGCAGCGGCCAGUUUACUCUCUUAAUCGGCCCCAUUGCAUCUGGCAAGACGACAUUGUUAAAAGGUCUCCUGGGAGAGGUACCUCAUUCCAAAGGAAAAGUCUACAUGGCCAGAGGCUCUCUUUCUUGGUGUGAACAAACUCCUUGGAUCAUGAAUCAAACGAUCCGAGAUAACAUCAUAGGAUACUCCCACUUUGACCAAGACCUCUAUGACCAAACUGUUCAAGCGUGCGAGCUUGAACAAGACUUUGGGCAGCUCCCUCAAGGUGACUUUACCGUUGUGGGUAGCAAGGGACUUGCUCUUAGUGGUGGCCAAAAGCAACGUGUGGCGCUGGCUAGAGCCGUCUAUUCUCGACCGCAAAUCGCUCUAUUUGACGACAUCUUUAGCGGCUUAGACAAUGCCACCUCGCAACGCAUCUUCAACAAUUUGUUCUCCUCCAAUACGGGGCUGCUGAGAAAAUGGAAGACGACUAUUCUUUUGGCUACGCAAUCAGUCGACUUCCUCCCAUCCGCAGACCACGUCAUCGCUCUAGGCCGCCAAGGCAAGAUUACGGAGCAGGGAUCUUUCGAAAGGCUCUUGAUCUCGCAUGGAUACGUCCAGAAUUUAAUGGGAAAUACGUCCAUCGUCUCUGUUACUGAUGCUCACCAGGAUGAGAUAAUCUCCGAGUCUGCAGCGGAAGCCUCUGUGCCAAAAGUGGAAUAUAAAGCGAAGCAAGUUGAAGUCAAGGACGAUAAGCGGAGGCAGACGGGAGACUCGACGGUCUACAAGUACUAUUUUGGCAGUAUUGGGACGGUAUUCAUCAUCGCCUUGCUUGUUUUUGAAGUCGUCUGGGCUUUCUUACAGAGUUUUCCAACUGUUUGGCUAGAGUUCUGGUCGGAUUCUAAUGCUCAAGGGCAUAACCGAUCAGGCUUAUAUCUCGGAGUCUACGCUGUCUUGCAAAUAGUCGGCGUCUUCUGGUUCGUCCUCGUUGCCAUCGCAGCAAAGUCUGGGAUAUCUCUUCACCACAGGCUCCUCUCAGCAGUCAUUAGCGCACCAUUGUCGCUCUUCACGACAACCGACUUGGGAGCUAUUACUACGAGAUUCUCCCAAGAUAUCGGCAUUCUAGACAACAACCUUCCACUUGCCCUCGUGAUAACAAUAGCAAGCUUCUUCGGGGUCCUCGCCCGAGCAGGCCUUCUCGCAGCUUCAUCCUACUACGUAGCCAUCAGCUUCCCCUUUCUCGCCGCGUUAUACUACUUCCUCCAGCGUGGCUACCUCCGCACCUCUCGACAGCUCCGUCUCCUCGAUCUCGAAGAAAAAGCCCCCGUCUACACGCAGUUCAUGGAGACGCUCUCUGGGAUUUCCACCAUCCGGGCCUUUGGAUGGCAAAAGCAAGCCAUCUUGAAGAACCACCAAUUAGUCGACCGAUCUCAGCAGCCAUUUUACCUCCUCAUCAUGGUCCAGCGUUGGCUUGUCCUCGUCCUUGAUCUCAUCACCACGGCGCUCGCCCUCCUCGUUGUUGGUUUUGCCGUCAAGCUUCGCGGCUCUGUAUCAGUUGGACUCGCUGGCGUUUCUCUAGUUCAGCUCAUUUCCAUGAGCGAGACGCUCAACAUGCUCAUCCAAUUCUGGACUUCUAUUGAGACUUCCAUCGGGGCUGUUGCUCGCAUUAAGCAGUUUGCAGAGGAGACUCCCAAUGAGAGUCUUUUGGGAGAGGACCAAGAGCCGCCUGCCGACUGGCCCAGUAGAGGACAUGUUGUCAUACGUGACCUUGAAGCGUCGUAUGGCGAGAAUGGUGAUAUCAAGGCUCUUGAGGGCGUUACCCUGGACUUGAAGCCUGGCGAAAAGGUUGGAGUAUGUGGGCGUACAGGAAGUGGGAAAUCGUCUCUUCUUCUCACCAUCCUCCGCCUACUCGACCCCUCUUCUGGCACUCUCACUAUUGAUUCCAUCCCCUUGAACACAAUCUCCCGAGAAGUUAUCCGCUCUCGUCUCAUCACCGUCGCCCAAGACCAAUUUGUCCUCCCUGGAACGAUACGCCAAAAUAUCGAUCCUUCGUCCUCAUAUCCCGAAAGUGCCGUCAUUGGAGCUCUCCAAGCAGUGAACCUAUGGGCCGCAAUCGAUGCGCGCGGUGGCCUUGAUGCCGUAUUUGCAGAGGAUAUGCUUAGCCAUGGACAGAAGCAGUUGUUUUUCCUCGCAAGAGCUGUUUUGAAGAAAGAUUGCGGCAAAGUUGUGCUCCUGGACGAGGCUAGCAGCAGUUUAGACAAGGAAACCGAGCAAAUGGUCCGCACCACCAUCAACACGCGUUUCAAGAACCACACCGUCAUCUCCAUUGCCCAUCAUCUCGCGACAAUUCUCGAUUUCGACCGCGUCGUGGUCAUGGAUAAGGGCCGCGUUGUCGAGGUUGGAUCGCCACGAGAGCUGUUGCAGUCCCCUGGCCGCGGCAAAUUUAAAGCUCUGUGGGAGGCAAAUAGCCGUGGGACUAUGGAUGAAGAAUAGGCGCAUCGGUGGCGACGCUUAUAUGAAAGAGAGCG